Messenger RNA from Pollicipes pollicipes, 3496 nucleotides. RefSeq names its product Hus1-like checkpoint clamp component (gene Hus1-like). The record is from RefSeq and is a predicted model, not a curated record. The transcript has 7 exons. Gene Ontology annotation, cellular component: nucleolus; site of double-strand break; checkpoint clamp complex. Bases 203 to 1057 code for a protein of 284 amino acids. Lineage: Eukaryota; Metazoa; Arthropoda; Thecostraca; Pollicipedomorpha; Pollicipedidae. Gene Ontology annotation, biological process: mitotic DNA replication checkpoint signaling; double-strand break repair via homologous recombination; nucleotide-excision repair.
CGGGUCGCUCGCGAUCUCAGAUAUCUUCGUUUCUAUUUACAUUACUGGACCGAAUCCACGGUUCGAGCUAACCAACCUUCCUAGCCCCAUGCUAAGUGUAAUGCCCUUGCGGCAUUGAAGCUCAGCAAGGCGGUGAUGCUGACUUGUUGGUGACAAGCAAACAACUCCGUGGGGACCUGUCAAUUUCUGAUUAACUUUGCAAAUGAAGUUUCGGGGGAAAAUUUCUGGGCCAGUAUGCAUCAAGCAGUUCACCUCUGUUAUCAGUACUUUGGCAAAGCUUGCAAAGGUAUGCACCUUUCGGAUUACUCCUUCUCAUCUCUAUUUUGUAGUGAUGGAAGCAUCCAGCCUGAGCUCCACACCAGGUUUGUGGUGUGAAUUGCAACAAGGUCACUUCUUCAAUGAGUAUAAUAUGGAAGGAGUAUCUGCAGAGUUUAAUGAAAUCUAUCUAGAAUUAAAGCCAGACAACCUGGCAAAAACACUCAGCAUUUUAAAAUCCAGCACUGCUGUCAGAUCUCUCAAGAUCAAGCUCACCAGGAAACACUCUGCAUGUCUAACUUUUGAAAUAGAGUCUCCGUCGCAGACGUCUCUGAGUCGCCUCUGCACGCACGACAUCCCGGUGGCAGUGCUGCCGCGCCGGCUCUGGGCCUCCUACGCCGAGCCGCGCAUGCCGCAGUUCCAGGUCAGCUGCGACCUGCCGCCGCUGCGCCUGCUGCGACCCGUGGUCGAGCGCAUGCGCGCGCUCGGCCCACGCCUGACCGUGUCGGCCAGCCAUGCCGGCCGCCUCCUGCUGCGCGUCGAGUCGGACCAGGCGUCUGUGGCCACCCACUUCUGUGGCCUGCGCACCCACCCCGCAGGGCAUGGCCAAGAUCAGGAGGCGGACCAACAGCAGAUGUUCGAGGUGCACGUGGACAUCAAGCCGUUCGCCAUGUUCUUGGCGGGCGAUCAGUUCCACCCUGCCAAAGCUGUCUGCAACCUGAUCGAGGAUCGAAUGCUGCACCUGUUCCUGAUCCACGAGGAUAUCACGCUGCAGUACUUCAUCCCGGCGUGCAGUUCGUGAGGCGGCCGCCCGGGUCACCUUGGUCGGGCUGCGCCGGCCGGCAGAGGUUCGCGGCGCUGUGAGCGCACCGCUGCCCUGCCCGCCAGGCCCCAUCGCCUUGCUCACGGCUGUCAUCUGGAGCGCUUAUGUCUACUUUCAAGCCCAUGCUGCACGGCAUGCUGUCCACGGCUCAUCGGGAAUGGUUGGAAAGCAAGACGUAAAGAACACAUACCGUACCCGUUUAAGCCGAGCGUGGUAGGAUCUCGAACUUGUAACUGCUGUGUUCGUUGUCUUAUUAUAUUCUGGUUUGCUUGUAUAGCCGGUUCAGUUCUAAAUACUAAUAGCCCCGCUUCGGCUUUCAGCCGAGGACCCCGUUAUCGGCCCCUUUCGCGAGGAUACUGCUGCUUUCUUGCGGCAAACCAUAAUCUUCGUGUAUUCGCCAACAUUCGAUGCAGACUCACGCCCCAUUAGGACCGCACUUUCGCUGCCCGGUCCGCGGAGACCGUAUUUGGUUUAUGUCUGGUAAAUGACGCAUCCAAAGCGGUGGAGGUGCGAUGUGCCAGAUGUGAUACCGUCAGAGAACCCCAAACCGGAUUUGAUAGUCUCGGAGAGCCUCAAAUCUGUGUUGCUAUUUGUAUUUACCGUUGUUGGCACAUGCCUGAGGUAAACGCAGUGACAGACUUUCCGCACUUUUCUUAAGUUUACGCCAAACCUUUUGCGGAGUGUGGUCGUUUUGGCGAUAUUGGAGCGGAUAAAGUACGUAUACUGUGAGAAUAUUUUCGUCAAAUUGUCUUAUUUUCAUCGGUGUAAUUUUAUCAAACGAAGUUCUUGUAUCUGUAUUUGGACACGUGAAUGGGUAUUUUUCGAGCCAUGUUUCGUUGUUGGUCGUCGUGCGUAACACAUUGUGCAGAACAAAUGUAUUUAUUGAUGUGGAAACAAAGACAAUACACGUCGAAUACACCAAUGGGCGAUCCGUUCAUAUUCUACCGUGCAGGAACCAGAAACUGAUUUGGAACUGACAGGCGAUUCACAGAAAACUUCAGCGUGCUCAAACGCAGGUUGUGGAUGUUGCACACAACUACGCAGCACACGCCAACGUACGCACGGGAGCGCCUUUCGGCCAUCAUUCACGUGCACGAGGCGAGUUCGUUCCGCGAACAAACUGAACAGGGGGCAAGCGAGCAGAGACCCAUUGCCCGCACGCUUGUAGAGUAUUCGCGCCUGAAACCCAAUAGUUAAGAGUUGUGCUGACGUAAGGCCAUCGCACAGUUACACAUUAGCGCCGUGAGCACUGCUGCGUGGCUGUCGCGAAGGCUUGGAAAGAAUAGAAACUGCCCCAAAAGGAACUGCAAAAUGAUUUUAAAGAACGACGAGCAGAUAUAAGUGCUCCGCCGUUAGCUUUGAGGCACUGAGAUAUGAGCGGCGUGCAGUGCCAUAUGCCUUCAGACUCAACGCGGCUUAACAGCUGACCUGCGCGACACGACGGUGUGAUUAACGGGGAUCUGUCAGCCUAAGGUAGAGUCUAAUUGCAUCUGGGGUGAGUUACAACGCCUUCCCGACGAGCAACGUCUCCAGGCACUUUGGUAUCUUCACACAGUAACAGUAAGAAAAAAGCUCUGUCUCCAACCAACAUCUUCUACAAAACGAAAUCCCGGUGAGUGAGUUAUGAACUCGAUGGCCACCCUUCGCUUGCCGUCACAAGACUGGCUAGAGCGAGCCGUGUCCUCCGGGAUGGCCAAAGCCGGUCCCAAUCACCAAACGAGCCUGUAUCUGUGCCGUGCACGUGCAGAAUGUGCCGCCCCGGCCACCAGCGUCUCGAGGACGAGCAGGCCACAGUAUCACAGCGACGUUCCCCAGGCGUACCAGGCCGCCGGACGCGCGGUGCCGCGGCACCAACCGCGGCCGGCCGGCACCCGCCGCCGACUCCGACCGGCGACCGGUCCAGCUGACGACCAGACAGCCGCCAGAGGUCCGAGACCGGGCCCCCGACGUGGCCAUGCAUGUCAUAAGGCGGCGAGAACGUAGCUCAGAGCGGGGGCAGCCCGUCAGCUUCAUAGCCCAGCUGCUGGCCGAACAACAGCGUAGCCUAGUCGCAUGACAGGCCACUAGCGUAGCAGCCAAGGUAGCAACCAGGUGUCUGUAUCACUGGAUGCGCGGGCCGGACUUCCAGCUUCGGCUACAUCGAGUGACGCAUUGACCGGGCCGACGCUGCGUGGUGGGACCUCAGGUCCUAGCGCCGGCCAACGUCCGAGGCUGCAGGCUUUGGACGUCGGCCGGCUGGUUGGUUUCGGCCGGUUGGUUUCCUAUUCUAGGCCGUUGGACGUCGGACCCUGCUGCUGGAGGCGCCAGGUUCGCGAGUCUUAAUCCCGUCUGCUUUCCCCACAAAGAACCACAUCCAGGCCUCACCGUAGAAAAAUAUGGAAACCAAACUCCUCCAAUACCGUCUACAGAGAAAAAAAA